Molecule: messenger RNA, 3444 nt
Organism: Oryzias melastigma (Indian medaka)
Lineage: Eukaryota; Metazoa; Chordata; Actinopteri; Beloniformes; Adrianichthyidae
Product: P2Y purinoceptor 1
Exons: 1
Coding region: 1636-2658 (340 amino acids)
Biological process (GO): G protein-coupled receptor signaling pathway
Cellular component (GO): membrane
Molecular function (GO): neuropeptide receptor activity
Source: RefSeq, a predicted model, not a curated record
AUGAUGGAAACAAAAAAGAAAAAAAAUGAAAAGGGGACAGAAAGAAGAAAAACUUAUUUUGUCUGUCCCUUUUAGUAAAUCAAUCAAUUAAAAAAAUAAAUUUAAAAAACCCAAAGCCUUCUGCCAGUUUGGCAUACAGUAAGAGAAGAUUGGAAAAGAAAGAACAAAAAUGUACAAUUACAAACAUCAACCAGUGUGAAAUGAACACUAUAUUUCAGGGAUGGGUAGUUGUUAUUGAAGAUAGAUUUGUAGUCAUUGAUUAAACUGUUUUCAAUCUUGUUUUUAAAACUUGAUUGUGUUGUGGUGUUUUAAAUCCAUUUAUUUACUCCAUAUACUGAUACGCAUUGCUUCUUCAGAAGUAUUCUGAGUUUUGGUUUAAUAAAUAUUUCAUGCCCUUUUAUAUUCAAUUUGCCUUUUCUUUUCAUGUAUCUUUUCAUUAAAUUAGGAGGAAGGCAUUUCAUAUUUACACUAUACGUAUAUUUUAAAUUACUAAAAUUAACAAGAUCAUAAAUUGUAGUCAUUUUUAUUUUAUUUACCUGAUUUUCAAGUUAGCUUUUCAUCUAUAAUAACUCCUAAUGUUACUUCUUUUGCUCUUGAUAUUAAUAUCAUCUAUGUUAAACUGAACUGUAUUGUUUGUAUUUUUAGUAGUAAAUGUCAUAAAAAAAAACAAUUUGUCACCAUUUAAUAAUAGUUUAUUUCCGUCAAACCCCAAUUUAAUUUUUUUUAACUCACCACGUCCAUCAUAUGUUCAAUAUUGUCUUCUGUAUGAUAAAAGGUUGUGUCAUCUGCAAAUAAAAUGGAAUUUAAUAUUUUGGAUAUUGAGGUUAAAUCAUUUAUAUAGAUAAUAAAAUAAAUAUUGUUGUAAGGUACUAUUUACAUAACAUCGUACAACACAUUCACACAUUCGGAACUGCCAUUCAAGGUGCUAACCUGACCAAAUGGGAGGGUUUAGUGGAUUGCUCAAGAACAUGAGCAGGCAGAGCGGGAACUGAACCUGCAACUUUCCCAGCUACCUCUGCACCGAGGUUUUUAGAGAGCAGUCAUAGGAUAUUUCUUUUUUCCCAACGUUCUGGAUCACUCCAACGAGCCAUCAAUCCCAUCUCUACUUUUCCACCCAGACAAGCUUCACAGGAAGAACUUUGUGUUCUUCCAUUUUGGGCUUUAGUUUCAUUCUCACUCAGCCAAAGGCGAGUUCAACCGGUGUCUCCUCUAGAAAACAACUUUUACAGUUGUGCUCGUAGAUGUGAUAAUAUUACAAAACACAUUUUUGUCUAUUGUUGAGUUGAGCUUUGGGCAUAUUUUCUGCAGGAUUUUGUUUCAACUUGAACUUUUACUGCAGUUUCAGAUUAGAGUGUUCACAAGUUUCUAAUCUUGGUUCAUUCCAUGAGAAUAAAGGAAAGACUAAAUGUGUGGUGGUUCUGUAAUUAGGAAAAACACAGGUUUAGUUUUUUUCCUCCACAAAAAAAAAAAAAGAAAAAAAAAACGUCUACGUUACAGCUCUUAUCUAAUAGUUUUGCUGCUGGGUGUGGUUUUAACAGAACAUUUUUUCAUAUUGGGUUUUGCUUUCACUUCUUUCACACUUGCAACUCAGCCACGGAAUAGAGAGGUUCAACUGGCUCCUUUCCAGGAGGAAAGAUGAAGUCGCCCAGCUGUGUUUACGACAACUACGAUGUCAUUGAGAAUAAGCUGCUGCCUGCUCUUUAUACCAUCACGUUCAUCAUUGGAUUUGUGGGUAAUGCUUGGGGGCUGAAGCUGCUGCUGCAGAAAUGGCAGAAACUGGGAAACAUAAACAUUUUCGUUCUCAAUCUCGGACUUUCCAACGUCUUGUACCUGUUCACUCUUCCCUUUUUGAUGGUGUACUACUUCACCGGAAGGAAAUGGAUUUUUGGAGGCGUUUUCUGCAAGAUGACAAGAUUCUGCUUCAACUUGAACUUGUAUUGCAGCAUCGGCUUCCUCACCUGUAUUAGUGUGUACAGGUACCUGGCCAUCGUCCAUCCUCUGAGAAUGAUGGGAAGACUAACUGUGACUCGUUCAGUGGCGAUCUCAGUCCUCGUUUGGGUUUUGGUGAGUGUUCAAAGUAUACCAGACAUCUUUUUUCCAAAAACGAUGAAUGGCACAGAUAAGUGUUUUCACUCCACAUCCUUUGAAAAGGCUGACUAUUACCUAAAAUACAGCCUUGUAUGGACAACUACUGGAUUUUGUAUCCCGUUACUCAUCAUCCUGGGGUGCUACGGACAUGUGGCUGUUGUUCUUUGUCGCAGGAAUACGAUCGAGAAGACACUGAAGCAAAAGUCUGUGAAAUUUCUUUUUAUCUUGAUUCUUCUUUUCUCCGUCUGUUAUAUCCCCUAUCACAUCUUUUGGAACUUAAGUCUCUAUUCUAGAGCUCUAAGCAAACAGGAAAUCUGUGUUUGGUGGGAUAAACGCGUAUUCACUGGUCAUCAGAUCAGCCGGGGGCUCGUGUGUCUGAACAGCGCCCUCAAUCCUCUGGUUUAUCUUCAGAUGACGGAACAUAUUGUAUCUCACAUCCGACAACUUCCACAACAAGUUCGCAAGCUUUUCCGUCGUGUGAACGUGUGCAGCAGCAACACCUUAGCUGUAUCAAAAACUGAGGAAGAAGCUCUGGAACAAAGUACAAUACCUACCUCAGGAUCUGCAUAAACAUUUUUGACAUGUUUCAAAUUGUGCAAAUAUUUUGUUCAAGACGAAAUCUAUUUGUAUUUACAUGGCAAAAACCUAUUAACUGCCUUUUUUAAAUAAAUGUGUUGUUUCUGUGACUAAGUAAAUGUAUUUUAUACUCUGUUAAUCAUAACGUGAACUAAUCUAAUCAUGUUGCACAGGUUUAAAUGGGUUUUUUUAUGUCUUUUGAGGAAAAACAAAUUAUUCAUUUCAAACCUAUGUUUUUAGUAGAAGGUUAAAUGCAAAUACAUGGUUUUGAAAACAGAAUAUUGUGUAGGAAACGUGUCAAAGUCAAGUCCUGGAUCCGACCUGCGGGCUAAUUAUAUCCAAUCAUUUUAUUAUUAUUAUUAACGGCUAACUGUUAUCUUGCUAACAUAUUGAAGCAACACUACGAUUGUGGAGGCUGAGAGAUCAGUUAUAAUGACUUUUAACAUAACAGGAUAAAACAAAUAAAGGCAAAACAGAAUAAAACAGCCAGACAACAAAAACAUUGACAAAACCCACUUCUAAACCCCAAUCCACCCAGAAAGGCAAAGGGAACGAUAUCCCACAACUCCUUGCGCUGCCAGAUCUGGCAGAAGGUCCAAUGUGUCUGGGACCAUCACUACAAUAUUGACUACAAAUCCCAUCAUACAGUGCGUCAGCUGACUUGCCAAACGCCAGUGUAGUCAGAAUAGUCAAUUUCCUAAUAUAUAAUUUUGACAAUUUUUUAUGGAGAGAAACACCUUGGGAUAUUUUUAAGUUUAUUUUUUUAUAAAAGAUGUUAUA